Messenger RNA from Chara braunii, 774 nucleotides. Lineage: Eukaryota; Viridiplantae; Streptophyta; Charophyceae; Charales; Characeae. The record is from the annotation of a GenBank genome assembly.
GUGUCUUAGGCAAUCUUCCUCCUCAAUGCGCGCCGAGUUCACAGUCGAGGCGAACAAGUACGGCCUCGUCUGGGAGGUUGUUCCUCUUCUUCCCAUCUGCGCGCCCUGUGUGCAUCUUAUGAUACCAUCCUUUUCUAUCUCUUGAUCCUUCUUCCCUCUCUCUUCCUUCUUCCUGUCCUUCCUCUACCUCACCGCGUGCGCUCUCCGUCUUCUCUCUGUGUUGAGUUUUGCCCCAUCUGAUUGAUGAUUGAUUGCUUCCUUGAUUCAUCGCAUCGAUUGGCUGAUCGUGUGAUCAAUCAAUUCAUCGGCUUCUUGAUCGAUAAAUCGAUUGAUUGGUUGCUUUGACUGCUAUGUGCAAUCACUCGGUUGAUUGGUAGUCUAGUCGCUGCUUAGUUGAUGCUAGUCGCUUCUUAGUUGAUCGACACACUUCGGCGUGCACUGAUUGAUUGGCCGUGCACUGAUUGGACUUCUUCUGCUGCAAGAUAGUUCAAUCGCUUGAUUGAUUAGCCAUUGCUUCGAAGAUGAACCCUUAUGCGGACUUGGAUCGGCAGUUGGACCAGUUGCUGGAAUGCAAACCCUUACCCGAAAUGCAAGUGAAACAGCUCUGCGAGAAGGCGAAGGAGGUGUUGUUGGAGGAGGCGAAUGUGCAGCCCGUUAGUUGCCCUGUCACGGUGUGUGGUGAUAUUCAUGGUCAAUUUCACGACUUGAUAGAGCUGUUCCGCAUUGGGGGCAAGGCGCCGGACACUAAUUACCUAUUUCUCGGCGACUACGUAG